This is a messenger RNA of Linum tenue, 1176 nucleotides long. The record is from the annotation of a GenBank genome assembly. Lineage: Eukaryota; Viridiplantae; Streptophyta; Magnoliopsida; Malpighiales; Linaceae.
AUGGAAGGAGGCUCCAAUUCCAUAGCCAAAAGAUGGAAGGAGCUAAGCGGGGAAACCAACAACUGGUCCAACCUCCUCGACCCUCUCGACGCCGACCUCCGCCGCUACCUCAUCCACUACGGCGAGAUGGCUCAGGCCACCUUCGACGCCUUCAACUCCGAGCCCAAGUCGCCCUACGCAGGGGACUGCCGCUACUCCAUGGAGAAUCUCUUCGCCAAGGUCGGCCUCCCCGCCGCCGCCUCCAACUACCGGCCGGUGAAGUACUUGUACGCCACGUCACGAAUUCCGAUCCCCGGUUGCUUCCUUCUCAAGUCACUGUCGAGGGAGGCCUGGGACAGGGAAUCCAACUGGAUGGGGUUUGUUGCGGUGGCGACCGACGAGGGGAAGGCGGCGUUGGGGCGGAGGGACAUUCUUGUUGCGUGGCGGGGGACGGUGCAGGGGCUUGAGUGGGUUGAGGAUUUCGAUUUCCCUCUGGUUUCGGCGGCGGAUGUAUUUGGGGAAGAAUGUGGAGCUAGGGUUCAUAGAGGAUGGCACUCGAUCUACACGUCGGAUGAUCCCAAGUCGCCGUUUAAUAAAACCAGCGCCAGGAAUCAGGUUAUCACCGAAGUGAAGAGACUAGUCGAGAAGUACAAGAACGAAGAGAUCAGCAUCACAAUAACAGGGCACAGCCUUGGCGGAGCAUUAUCCGCUCUGAACGCGGCAGACAUUGUAGCAAACGGCCACAACAAGAGCAGUAUGGUCACCGCGUUCGUCUACGGCAGCCCUAGAGUCGGAGACGCCAACUUCCGCGACAUGUUCCAUUCGCUGGAGAAUCUACACCUGCUGAGAAUCAGGAACGCGCCGGACAUAAUCCCGAUCUACCCGCUGCUGGCCGGAUACGCCGAUGUGGGAGUGGAGCUGGCGAUGGACACCCUGAAGUCGAGCUACCUGAGGUUGACGGAAGGAGGGUUCGUGACGUGGCACAACUUGGAGGUGUAUCUGCACGGAGUUGCCGGGGUGCAAGGUGGAGACGAAAGUGGGUUCCGGCUGGAAGUCCGGCGGGACCUGGCGCUGGUGAACAAGAGGACGGAUGCGUUGAAGGAGGAGUUCUUGGUGCCGGGGAACUGGUGGUGCGCGAGGCAUAAGGGGAUGGUGCAGCAGAGUGAUGGGUCGUGGAAGCUCGAUGGGCGUGAGUAG